AUGGGAGCUUCUCAAAUGGGGUUCCUCUUCUUUUGUUCUAUCCUCUUUCUUUCUGCUUCUGCUUCAUCAAGAAAUCUACCUAUUAUAGCCUUUGAUGAAGGGUACACACCCUUGUUUGGUGACAAUAACGUCUUUGUUCAUAAAGAUGGCAAAUCGGUUCAUCUUUCACUUGAUGAAAGAACAGGUUCUGGAUUUGUGUCUCAUGAUCUUUACCUUCAUGGGUUUUUCAGUGCUUCCAUUAAGUUACCUGCUGAUUAUACUGCUGGUGUUGUGGUUGCUUUUUAUAUGUCAAAUGGUGACAUGUAUGAGAAGAACCAUGAUGAAAUAGACUUUGAAUUUUUGGGUAACAUUAGAGGCAAAGAUUGGAGGAUUCAGACCAAUGUUUAUGGUAAUGGAAGUACUAGCAUUGGCAGAGAGGAAAGAUUUGGUCUCUGGUUUGAUCCUGCUGAAGAUUUUCAUCAAUACAGUAUUCUCUGGACAGAUUCUCGUAUCAUAUUUUAUGUUGACAACAUUCCUAUACGAGAAGUUACGCAAACGGAAUCCAUGGGAGGAGAUUUCCCCUCUAAGCCAAUGACUCUAUACGCGACAAUAUGGGAUGCAUCAGAUUGGGCUACUAAUGGCGGAAAGUACAGGGUGAAUUACAAGUAUGCACCUUACGUCGCUAAAUUCUCCGACUUUGUUUUACACGGUUGUGCUGUCGAUCCGAUUGAACAUGUAGCCAACUGUGACACAGCUCAAAGUUCUGAAUCCGUUCCUUCCGGUGUUACACCAGUACAAAGACUCAAAAUGGAGAGUUUCAGAAAGAAGCACAUGACAUACUCUUACUGUUACGAUAAAAUCAGAUACAAAGCUCCUCCGUCCGAGUGUGCCAUCAAUCCUCGAGAAGCCGAUCGACUAAGAAGAUUCGACCCUGUCACAUUUGGUAGCGGCCGACAUCGUCAUGGAAAACGACACCAUCCCAGCAGAGGAAGCCAGACAGAAGCUGUUUCGUUUUAA
Molecule: messenger RNA, 996 nt
Organism: Vicia faba (fava bean)
Lineage: Eukaryota; Viridiplantae; Streptophyta; Magnoliopsida; Fabales; Fabaceae
Source: the annotation of a GenBank genome assembly